Molecule: messenger RNA, 4556 nt
Organism: Drosophila takahashii
Lineage: Eukaryota; Metazoa; Arthropoda; Insecta; Diptera; Drosophilidae
Source: RefSeq, a predicted model, not a curated record
ACCGAUGGCUGUCAAACUCAACACAGCCGUGCCGACGAACAGACCGCACAAAGCGUAAUGCAAAAGAAUUGAAAAAAAUCAUCAAGUAUAGAGGCCAAAAAGCAGUCGGCGUAUAAUUAAACAAAUUGCCGUUCGAUGCGGAGCAACUAAAUGCGGCGACCACAGCGCGAAGAAGAAGGCGAGCGGCAAACGAAUUGCGGUGGCACCAAAAUAAGCCGAUAAAACGGCGACCGCAAUUUAGGCAAAACACACACACACACACACACGUUGAGUUUGGGGCCACACACACACACGGACACACAUGCCACUGAGAGCCUCCCAUACAAGCAGACCACAACACACACACACACAUACAAGCGCGCGUGCCUUGGCAGGUGAGAAGAAGAAGUGGUGGCGGAGGAGGAAGGAGGAGGAGCAAAAAGGAGGCGCCAAAGGCCCCACAAAAUUGGAUAGAAUCACCGGAACAGGCUGCAUUAUCUCCACGAGAAGAGGAAGCAGCAGAAGCGAGGAAAACCAACAGAAGCAGCAGCAGCGUAUUUGGCGAAAAACUUGCAUUGAUGGUAAUGCAUGCUAGAAAACCGCAGCGUAUGAACGAUGGGUACUUUGAGAAGCAUACCAGCCACACAUCAUACCAGAGCUCAAAGUACAGCAGUUCAAAGCGCGACUACGAACGCGAUCGUUCCUCCAAUUAUCGCGAUCGCGACCUGUCGCCAGGCGCUGGCGGUGGAGGAGGCGGGGGAUCCGCUGGAGGAGGAGGAGGCGGCGGCGGGGGCGGCAGCGGCAAUGGCGGCGGACCAUUAAACAAUGGCAACAGCUAUCGCUCCCAAUCCCCGGACAUUGAUUCGCCAUCGUCCCGUUCGCACGAUCUUCGCGAUCGCAGCGAUCAUCGGGGCGGCGGCGGCGGUGGCGGUAAUGGGCGUGGCGGCAGCGGCGAGCGGUACAGCUUCAUACAGAAGAUGCGGGAUCGAGAUCGAGAUGUCUACAAGAAGGAUAAAUAUUCAGACAAACGUGAUCGGCGUGGCAACGAUCGCGACUCGGAGUCGUCGUACCGGACCAACCAUGACAGGGAUCGGCGUGGCGGCGGCGGAGGAGGAGGCGGCGGCGGCGGUGGAGGAGGAGGCAACGCCAGCGGCAAGCUGUGCUCCUCGCGGGAGAACGACAAGCGCUCGGGUUCCGAUGAUCGCGACCGGGAGCGAGAUCGAGAUCUGCGGGAUCUGCGCGAUAAGCGGGAUCGCGGCUCCGAUCGCGACAGGGAUAUGUACAAGAAGGACAAGUAUACAGACAAACGCGAACGCACCGAUCGCGGCGAGCGAACGGCUCGUUAUGGCGACUGGAGCGAGCAUGUCAGCUCAUCGGGCAAAAUGUAUUACUACAACUGCAAAACGGAAAUCUCCCAAUGGGAGAAACCAAAGGAAUGGGUGGACAGAGAAAGAAAUUUGCCGCGCGAUCAACAUCGUGAGAAGGAUUAUCGCGACAAGGAUCGCGAUCGUGACCGCGAUGAUCGUUUCUCCAGAUCGACAUACAAACAUUCCAAUUCUUCGCGCGACAAUUCACGACUGAGAUGGAAUUACGACAACGAUGGCGGUCCGCCCAGCCAUCGAAGGCGUUUGGAUGGUCGACACAACGACAAUGCUGACAUGGACAUAAGCGGCGACUCGACGCCCACCUCGGAGGCCAGUUACUCGCUGAGCGGCACGCCCACCACCCAUGGUGGAGGUCCCAGUGGCGGCGGCAACAGCGAUCAGCCCAUGGGCAACGCCCUGCCCCGUUUGGCCUCACACCCGAAUGCCAAUUCCUCGGCCUCUGUGGCGACGGGACUGCACGGAGCGGGCGGUGGCCCGGUGACGGGAGCCACAAUGUUGCCCACCAGCGGACUCUCGUCGUCGGGCAGCAGCGGCGGCAGCAGCAACAAUGCAAACAGCAGCAGCAGCAGCAGCCUAAGGAAUUCUGUCGGCGGCCACAUUGGCUCUACUUCCGGCACAACUGUGCCCACACUGGGCAGUCAGGAUCCGCACCAGCACCAUCUGAACUCGAAUGCUCCACUGCCGCCGGGUGCCAAGGGCAAGGAUCAGGCCAAUCUGCUGAUGCGCCAGAAGAUGCAUCUCGGCCUGGGCGUGCUCGAUGUGCAGUCGCAUCAGGGCGUCAACUCGGUUGGAUCGGCGGCAGAUGGGGUGGCCAACCAUGCCUACAAUUCGGUCAAUAACUCGGUCUCCGGCAGCUUACGGGACAACAGUGUAAACUCGCCGCUGUACAUGCCGCAUCCGCACCACAGCCUCUCGCCGUCGUUGAGCUACACGAAGAGUCCCAUCCCGACGAUUGUGGGCCACACGAAUAAUGUGAGCAGCGCCUACACCUGCAAUCCACCCUUCGGCCUCAAGACGGCCCUCGACGGCGGAGUGCUGGUGGCGAACGCCUCGCCGGCCACGCCCGGCGGCAAUGCCUCAUCCUCCGGCUCCAGCGGAGCGAAUAGCAGCCAAAGCAUCGUGCCCGGCUUGGGCGCCGUCAGCGGCAUCAGUGUGAUCACCUCGAUGGGCAGCAACAGCGGGGCGGCGGCGGGUGGCGAGGGCCCGCCCACGCCGACACAGGAACUCGACUUGAGCGGCUCGGCGCUGGAGCAGCAACAGUUGGCCGUCGCAGCGGCAGCAGCAGCAGCAGCAGCGGCAGCGGCCAGUCUUCAGCUGCAGGCGGCGCAGCAGGCCCAGCAGCAGCGUAAAUUGGAUGGCACCUCGUCGGCCACGCUAAGCUCGCUGCAGAGCUGUGUGGGCUCCUCGGGUCAGGCGGCCAAUCUACGCGGUCCCGAGAUUUCGCCCAAGCUGGCCAAAUAUUUCCGCGCCGAUCUGAUUGCGCAUGUGACCAACUGGCAGGCGGAGGUGCUGGAGCGUCAGGUAAGCUGUGAGAAGUGCUGUGAGGAUACGCACCUGUUUGGCGACAUCACCUGCACGAGGAUAUGCGCGGAGUUGAAGUGCGCCCGCAGCCUGGUGCGCAGCACCGAGAUCAAUGCCACCCUGCAGGAACAAAAAAUCAUGUAUUUGCGCCAACAGAUCCGCCGCAUUGAGGAGUCGAAGACUCAGAACGCGUUCAUGUCGGACGAUACUUAGGAUCAGGAGCAGGUUAGGCUGCGCGUGCAUCGCAAGCUGUCUGUCAGGCUCAAAAAGAGCUUCUUCUGGCGCAGCUGAUGAUGAUUGCGAUGAUGAUCGGUCCAUGGUGGCCGCCGCCGCCGCCAGCAGCUAGCCUUUGUCCUCGUUUCGCUAGGCCCGGAUCAAAGCCCUUUGUGUUAUGUGGGCAUCAGCUGGGCACGGAUUAAACGAAUGGACGACGAAUACUGGCGGGGCGGGCCCACGACAAUGACUGAUAAACCGCGUGCAUCCUGCUCCAUCCUCCUACUUCUCUCCACUGGGCGACGCAUCUCUCCCCACCACCACCACCACCACCAGCCCGCGAUUCACUUGUGUUCGGAUUAGGAUCCAGUUACAGUUCCAAUCCCCAGCCCAACCGACCAUGUGGUGGCAGCAUAUGGAUCUGGUUUAUGUGGACUUGGCACAAGACAAAUCAGGAUAAAUCAACCAACUGCAACAGCUGCGACAACAAGAACUCCAACAAGAAACACAACAAAACUAAAACAUAAUUUAUAAUUAGCAAAGCGUAAAUUAAAAACAAAAUUAAACUUAAAUAAGCAUGAAGCAAGGCGGAGGAAAAGCCAGAAAGCCAGAAAGCAGAGAAAUAGCCACAAACACACCACGCAAGAUAACUACAAAAAUGGAGAAUAGUGCCGACAAAAACCUAUCAAGAUCAAGAAGCAAUAUGGAUAAAGCCUCGAUACGAAUCGAAACAAACAAAAGAUAAACAAACGAAAUAGGAUCAACAACACCAGCAACAAAAACAACACCAACUAAAAAACAAGUCAACAUAGUAUACUCAACUGCAAUAAAAAGCUAAUUAAACUAUAUACAAAUUAUAUAUAAAUAAAUAUAUAUAAAUAGAGUAUAUGAAAGAUGAAAGAUUGUAUAUUUACAACAGCCCAACAUAAAUAUGUAUGAAAAUCAUGAUGAUAAAAUGAUUACGAUGACAACCAAAAUGCGAGUCAAGGCGAGCCGAAUGCGAGUGCGAAUGCACGCUUCUCGGGACGAGGAAAUCGACAAUUUUCUAUAUAUAUAUAUAUCUAUAUAUAUAUUGGUUGGGGAUCCUGCGACCCAGCGCCGUUAAAUAUUAAUUUUCAUUUUGCGAUCGAAAAUGUUUGUUUAUUCUUUUGAUUAUCGGCUCACUGUCCUGCUAAUUGGAACUUGUAGAUUCUUAUUUUGUAGUUACUUACAUUUACCGAUAAAACGCCACGCCGCCGCACACCCAAAAUUUCAAUUUAAGUAUUUGUAUCAGAAAAUGUUAAUGAAACAAAACAAAAGAAACUUAUAUUUAUCAUACAUCUUUUUUUUUUAAACCUCCGAUUGAAAUUGCAGCAAGAUUUGUUUUCAGUUUUAGUUUAAUUUUUUUGUAUGCUCUACAUUUACGUCUUACCAAGUAUAUGACCAUAUAUUUUUUAUUAUAUAUGCAUAUAUAAUUUA